GCGACACAUUAGUCAUCGCGUGCUUCAGCAUGGCCCCCAAGCAGCGCAUCCACAAGUCGAUUGAAGAGAAGGUGCGCAUCAUUGCAUGCGUGGAAGGAGGUAUGUCGCAUCUCGCGGCAUCCAAGGAGUUUGGCGUGUCCAGGCCUGCAGUGACGAAGAUGCUCAAGGAGAAGGACCUGAUCACAGCCAAGCACGAACAGCCGUGGUCGGCAACACCCGUGGCAGCGCCGCACAAGCGCAAAAAGACUCCACGCCGCCACGACACCCUUUCGGUGGACAUCAAAUCCGACGGCGCGUCGUCGUCAUCGUCGUCAUCCUCCGCCCCGGCUGUGUCGUCGCCGGAGCCCACACAGAUCGACGUCCAGCCCCUGCUGCACGCCCACCACGUGCUCACAGACGACAACACAUCAUCAUCCACCGAUCAACCCCGGCGUCCUCGCGUGCUUCUCGCAGCCUCGGGUUCCGUCGCGACGGUGAAAGUGCCUGCGUUGGCAGUCCAACUCGCCGCCGUCGCCGACGUCCGCGUCGUCGUGACCAAAGCCGCCCAAUUCUUCCUUGACAAGGCCGCGACAUACGAUCCCGAGGCACAUGCCGCAUUCAUCGCGCUCUCUCUUCCGAUCCUUCGCGACGACGACGAAUGGAAUGCCUGGUCCAGCCUCGGCGACCCCGUCCUUCACAUCCACUUGCGUGAUUGGGCGGACGUCAUGUGCAUCGCCCCGCUGUCGGCCAACACCAUGGCCAAACUCGCCGGCGGCCUCUGCGAUAACCUCGUGACUUGUGUGGCGCGGGCGUGGAGUACAGCUAAGCCACUAAUCGUAGCUCCAGCCAUGAACACCCAAAUGUAUGCGCAUCCUGCGACAGAGUCCCACUUGCACCUGCUGCGGUCGUUUGGGUACAGUAUCGUCAGUCCCGUGUCCAAGACACUGGCUUGCGGCGAAGUCGGGAACGGCGCGCUGGCGUCCGUCGACACGAUCGUCGGCACUGUCGUCCGCAGCCUCGUCCUCCUCGCCCCCUCCACCCCUCACGCCCCGUCUCCUCUGUAACAUCAUCGCACAUAUCGGUUACUUUAUCUUUGUUGACGUCCAAAUCUUCAUUGUAUCUGGUAUGGCGGGAUGGAUGCUGCUACUUAAGUACUAUUACCAAGUCGAUUCGAACUUGGAGUACGAUAGUUGGGGGUCGACUGAGCAGAAGCCUACCAAGGCCGGAAG
Aphanomyces astaci is the source of this 1208-nucleotide messenger RNA. RefSeq lists its product as hypothetical. The transcript has 4 exons. Lineage: Eukaryota; Oomycota; Saprolegniomycetes; Saprolegniales; Verrucalvaceae. The record is from RefSeq and is a predicted model, not a curated record. The coding region runs from base 30 to 1043 and encodes 337 amino acids. Gene Ontology annotation, biological process: coenzyme A biosynthetic process. Gene Ontology annotation, molecular function: FMN binding; phosphopantothenoylcysteine decarboxylase activity. Gene Ontology annotation, cellular component: phosphopantothenoylcysteine decarboxylase complex.